This is a messenger RNA of Phalacrocorax carbo (great cormorant), 8339 nucleotides long. NCBI's taxonomy places the organism in Eukaryota, Metazoa, Chordata, Aves, Suliformes, Phalacrocoracidae. The record is from RefSeq and is a predicted model, not a curated record.
AAAGGCUGCUUUUUUUUUUUUUCCCUGGGAUUUAUUUCAUGGGGAUGUGUUCAAGACAAGAGAGGAUUCAGAAGGAUAUUGACGUUGUGAUCCAAAAGUGCAAGGCGGAGAAGGACUGCCUGUUUGCAGAUUUCAGGUACUCAGACUCCACCUUUACCUUCACCUACAUUGGAGGCUCCAAAAGUGUAUCCUAUUCAGUGCACGUCUCUGAGGAUUACCCAGAUAACACUUACGUUUCCAGUUCUGAUAACGAUGAAGAUGUGUUAGUUACAACAGACCCAAUUCCAGUAAUUUUCCACCAAAUCGCUUCAGAAUUAAGAAAAACCAGUGAUGUCAACUAUUGCUUAUCCAUAAAAUCAAAAUUACAGCGGGAGAAUGGAGAGGAGUCGUGGCACAACAGCACAGUUGAAGAAGACUCUGAAGGAGAUAAUGAUUCUGAGGAGUUUUAUUAUGGAGGACAGGUUAGCUAUGAUGGAGAACUUCACAAGCACCCACAGCUGGAGGCUGAUUUGGCAGCAGUGAGAGAGAUCUAUGGACCUAAUGCAGUAUCUCUCAGGGAAUAUGGAGCCAUUGAUGAUGUAGAUAUUGAUCUGCAUAUUGAUGUCAGCUUUCUUGAUGAAGAGAUUGCUGUGGCUUGGGAUGUAAUUCGCACAGAGCCUAUAAUAGUGCGACUGCACUGUUCACUUACACAAUACUUAUUUGGUCCAGUGCCAACUGUGGAUGUAUUUCAGAUCUCUACUAAGGAAAGAUUUGGGCUGGGACAUCAGCUGAAAAAAAUCAUGCAGACAUUUGUUACACAACAGUGGAAGAACAGCAAAGAGAAAUCUAAUUGUACGCACAAUAAGAAGGUGUCUGACAAAAAAGUGAAAUCCCCUCUGCACAUCUUUUCUACAUUGCGCAGGUCGCCAAGUUAUCCUCCCCCUGGCUGUGGCAAAAAUAAAUCAAAACUCAAGUCAGAACAGGAUGGCAUCUCCAAAACGCAUAAACUACUGAGAAGGACUUGCUCUAGCACAGUGAAGGCGGAAGAUGUGUGUGCCACAAAAUCCCACAGAACCUUUGGCCGCUCCUUGUCAAGUGACCCUAGGGCUGAACAGACAAUGGCUAUUAAAUCCCACAAACUGUUGAACCGUUCUUGCUCUACAGCCGUCAAGCAGGAGGAGUGCAUUACUUUAAAGCCCCAUAAGCUGUUAAGUAGGUCAUGUUCUGGGGACCCUCGAUGUGAGCACAACAGCACCUUGAAGCCCAACAAACUUUUAAGCAGGUCCUACUCCAGUAGUCUUAGAAUGGAAGAAUUGGAUGGAUUGAAGAAUCACAAGUUACUCAGCAAGACUUACUCCAAUGCCCCUAAAUCAUCCAAAAUGGAGCCUUUCAAGGAAUCCACCAUAGCAGAGAGCAGGAGGCUCUCUCUUACCUCAGGGCUUAUUGGUAUCUUAACACCAUCUUCAUCAUCACCUUCACAAGCUGUUCAAAAUUAUGGUGCGAAAUGCAUUCCGGUACGAGACCGUGGCUUUCUUGUGCAGACUAUUGAAUUUGCUGAGCAGCGGAUACCAGUAUUGAAUGAAUACUGUGUAGUUUGUGAUGAACCGCAUGUGUUCCAGAAUGGCCCAAUGCUGAGGCCCACUGUUUGUGAACGGGAGCUCUGUGUGUUUGCUUUCCAAACAUUAGGAGUGAUGAACGAAGCUGCUGAUGAAAUUGCAACUGGAGCUCAGGUGGUUGAUCUGUUAGUAUCCAUGUGUCGGUCUGCAUUAGAAUCACCUAGGAAAGUUGUCAUUUUUGAGCCAUAUCCUUCUGUAGUUGAUCCUAAUGAUCCUCAGAUGCUGGCCUUUAACCCCAGGAAGAAGAAUUAUGACCGAGUCAUGAAAGCAUUGGACAGUAUCACUUCUAUUAGAGAGAUGACACAGGCACCUUACUUGGAAAUAAAGAAGCAGAUGGAUAAACAAGACCCACUUGCACAUCCUCUUCUACAAUGGGUUAUUUCUAGUAAUAGAUCACAUAUUGUGAAGCUACCAGUGAAUAGGCAACUGAAGUUUAUGCACACUCCCCACCAGUUCCUACUUCUCAGCAGUCCACCAGCCAAAGAAUCCAAUUUCCGAGCUGCUAAAAAUCUCUACGGAAGUACCUUUGCAUUUCAUGGUUCACACAUUGAAAAUUGGCAUUCCAUCCUGAGGAACGGCUUAGUUGUUGCUUCCAAUACGAGGCUGCAGCUCCAUGGUGCAAUGUUUGGAAGUGGAAUCUACCUUAGUCCAUUGUCAAGCAUAUCAUUUGGUUACUCAGGGAUGAACAAGAAGCAGCAGAAGGUGUCAGCUAAAGAUGAACCAGCUUCAGGCAGCAAGGGCAGUAAUACAUCACAGUCGCAGAAGAAAGGACAACAGUCACAGUUUUUGCAAAGCCGUAACUUAAAAUGCAUAGCCUUAUGUGAAGUGAUAACCUCAUCUGAUCUGCACAAACAUGGAGAGAUAUGGGUAGUUCCAAAUACGGAUCACGUGUGUACAAGAUUUUUCUUUGUUUAUGAAGAUGGUCAAGUGGGUGAUACAAGUAUAAAUACACAGGAACCAAGCAUUCAUAAAGAGAUUCUUCGAGUCAUUGGCAAUCAAACUGCUACUGGUUAAAAGGACCACUCUUAUUUGAUUGAUGUGAUUUGGAAGCCUUCCUCAGUCUCAAAGCUGGAUUUUGAACUGAAGAAGAUGCAAAAAACUAAUUUAUUAUUAUUAUUCUAAGCAAAUUAACCCUUUGAAUACUUACUGUUUUCUUACUUAGUAUUUCUUAUCUCAUCAAAAUACCUGAGAUGGUAUGAAUAAGCAACUGUAGGGGUGCAAAGUCUAUUACUAUACUACAACUAAUAAUAAUUAAACAGGCAUUUGGGUUGCUCACAAUAAACAGACUUUAAAAAGGAGUUUUGUGCUGAUAUUUUUAUAUUAAACUUCAAUUGGAGGUUUUAGUACUGUAUACUGGUAUUUUAAAUUUCGAAUGACUGAAUUAUAAGCAAGAGAGAAGAUUUUAUAGCAGAGCAUCUGUAUUAUGCAGGAUACUUUGCAAUAAGUAAAAUAUUCUCAUACUUAAACACAAUAAAAGGUUGUCUGGAACAUGUCAAAUUAAAGAAAUUGGUUACCUGCAGCUAUCUUUGAUUUAUUUUGUUGUACACAAAAGCAGCUAGGAUUUAGAGUCAAAGGUUAAAACGACACAUUUUUUAUUCAAUGAUGGAAACAAAGCAAAAAAUAAUUAAUGUGGUGAUGUAUGUUUAGUUUUAUCUUUUCUGGAAACACUAUCUUAUCCAUUAAGCAGGUCAGUUGCAUUUUUUAAUUAUACAAGCCUAGCAGUGUCUGGGAAUUCUGAAGCUGUUAACUUCCUUUUUACAAAUUUGGGUUUUUAUAUACUAGAUUUUACAGUUUCUUUAGAGCAAUGAGGUUCUUUAAUGUUUUCAUCUUAACUUCAGUGAAACUGUUGUGUGGUUAAAUUUAGCCACCUAUUUAAAAGUGUAUGUUGAAUUAAGGAUUUUACAUGAUUGAUUGUUGGUACAUCAGAAAAUACAAAAAAAAUGCAAAAUUUUACUGAUUUUCUCUUGGUGAAAUAUUUUUAUUAAUUUAUUCCUAAGGGAAAACAAACCAAAUCUCUCUGUCCUUUAAAUUAACAACUGUUUUUUCCAAGUGAGCAUGAUAGCAACACAGGUAGGGAGGGGCUCAGUCUCCAAGGCAUAAAGCAUAUCCUGUGCCCUGAUGAGUGCCCUUGGCAGACCUCACAGUAGCUAUUCUGAAGCCUCAAUCACACCCUUGAAUAUGGAGCACAGUUCAACUUAGCCAUCUGUGCAACUAUUACAAGCCACCUCAGAAAGCAAAAAUAGACUGAAUCCUCUAUUAUGUUAUUUUCAUAGUGAAGAUACUGAAGCACCAAAUAACAGCACAACAGAGCACAGGCGUAUUUGAUUCUUUUAAACAGAACUGCAUUAUAUGUGCUGUAAUGGGUGAUUCCUUCUUUCUAGUUCAAGCUACACUCCCUUAUUACUUGCUGCGGUUGAAGUGCCCUACAAGUAAAAUAGUGCUAUUGGGCCUAGGAGCACAUACCUGGAGAUGUAUUUUAGCAUUCCACAUUUAUUUGCUGAGGACUUCAUUUUUUCUGGGUUCACAUCCAGACUUGUAAAGCCAACCCUGUUUGCAUUUUGCUAUUGAAUUUCUAUUGACUUUCACCCCCUUUUGGGGGACCCCCAACUUGACAAUCGCUACUCUAAUUGUUAUCUUCUGUGUUGGGACACAGGUUAACUUCUCAAAACAAAGAGUAUUCCUGAAGUUUGUCUGUCUGCCUAAGAACUGCCUUAGGUUGCAUAUCUGCACAAAAUCAGUAUCAUUCAGAAGUGGAGCUGAAACUCUGGAAUGACCAUCUUGCUAUAAUUUGUCCUGACGUAUGUGUCUGAAUCCCUAUGUUUUGCGUAGCAAAAAGAAACUAGGAAGCAAGUCCACAAAGAUACUCUACGCUGACUGGGCUGAUAGUCCACCACUCUGGGAGGCCUCCUCAAAAAACUAGGAGAAAAGAAAGAUGACCAUGAGUGAAGUGGAAAAGCCAAGUAAGCAGUCAUCUUCCCUGUCCCCUCAAGCUGCAGCAGCGUCACAAGUGAGCCGUUUGAGGGAAGAAACUUGGAAUGUAGUUAUGGCAGCAAGUCAGCCUUGGUUUGUGUGGUGAGGCCAUGCACAGCACCAUCAUAAGUAAAACCCCUGGAAAGGGGAGGGAAAACACAUCUUUGACAAAUCUUAAGACUGCUCAGAAGUUUGUUUUAAACUGAUGAGCAGGAGGAAGGGACAGUGUGGAGGAAAGCAGGGCUCUGAGGUAUAUGGAGGCCUUGCUGUUGUAAGGUGCCCACUUCAGGGAGUACUGAGGCAACUGGCUUACACGUAGGGGAGGAGGAUAGCCAAGAGUACAAGGCAGAAUGUGGCAAGCACGGGCAUUACAAAGCACUGGGAGACGGCAAAACCUUUCAGGGAGAAAGGUAGUUCUGAAGGGAUGCGGGGAUUGCUGGCAGGAAAGAAAAAGAAAAUGAGCCACUGAAUUACUAACAGGUGGCAUUGGCAGCAUAGGUCCCACACGUUGCGUUGCAGGAAAAAGGGCUGCGAGAACGAAGCUGCAGUGUGGGGAAACAUGCCCCACAGAAGUAUGGGGCAGCAUCAUGCCUAGGGCAGCUGGACCACCUGGGAAGGUGUCACACCAUAGGGGACAGUGCAAGGAUGUAAGCCCAGUGUCGCACACGAACAGCAAUUGAAUUAAACCAAAAUUCACUUGCUACACAAAAACUCUGUCACUUUUUUCUUUAGCCAGUAUAUUAAAGAGAAAUUUCUUCUAAGGCAUUAUAUUACCUGCAGGUGAACAUGAGUCUUCAGAUCAUAUAAAAAAAGUAUUAGUUCUCAUCAUUUUUAAAAGGUGAGAGGAAAGAGGGAGUUUCUUUGUCAGUCUGUUACUCAAAAAUGAAUAGCCCUUCUAUAGCAAACUUCAAAGCUGAAACAAAAACUUUAUUGCCAAGAACUGGAAUGAAAAAGCCCAAGGAUGAGAUUUUCUUUGAAGGCUUUUUCCCUUGUGGUUUUAUCCAAGAGUGGAAGUUGCAUGUUGCCAAAUUCUUCCAAAUACUUACAUUCCCAUGGAUUCCAGGGGAUAAAAAAUAAAAUGCCAGGGUCCUCUGAGCAAGGACCCUGUGUUAUCCCCAAAGCCCUUGCAUUUCCUUUCCUCUGUUAUCAUGCACACAUAUUGGUGAUAGAGCAGUCUAUCAUUCCCGCUGUAAAGAUGUAGGCUUUUCACAGAGAGCUCUUAAUCAAAGAAAAUAGAGCCCCAGGCUCUACUAUCUUUCUUGGUAGAAAUCCCCAUGAAGCCAUAGGUAUCUGGCUGUGGCCAUGUCCUGCAUGGAGCAACCAAGGGAAUUCCUGGGAAAGAACUUCCUAACUUCUUCCUACAUCCCACAACAAAUUACAAGCCCUCAAAUGGGGAAGGUUUGACAGAAAACUUAUGUUAAUAACUUAAUGUUGCACCCUAAUUAUGAAUUGCCAUAUUUAUACUUCUGAAUAUUUUAAACAUAGUGGAAGGAAUACAAAAAGAUGCUUUUAAACCUUUCUUGAUAUACAGGCAGAUAUUUAGAAUUCAAGGGGUUAAGCAAUUUGAGUUAUCCUAUGAUAUCGAUUAGCAUAGCUCUGUUCUCUUCAGCAAUGCUACAGUGUUUUGAUAACUUGAGUCUUUGGCUCCAUAUUACUUAGCAUAAAAUGGCCAGUUUGUCUAAUAUUCUGCUUAAUAUUUUACAGGAACUAGUUGAUAACAUCGGAAUUGUUUAUGCUUAUUUUUUUCCUCUAAAGCCCUUGAAAAACUGUUAUUGAUGUGUAUAACUUUAAUAUUAUAGCUGUUAGUACUAAAAAUGCAUCUGAUGAAUAAUGCUAAGAUUAUGCUUUUGUUAAUACAAAUAUAAGAUCACUCCAAAUGAAGACUUUGUGCUUAGAUCAAUUAUACUUUGCUUAUAAACCACUUACUGCUGUGGAAGCAAUUAGCAUGCUUCCAACAUAGAUGAGUACAAAGUGCAAAAAAACCCAGGAAGAGACAACUGAAUGAAAAGAUUCAUGAUUUAAAAAGAAACAGUAAAAAAAAAACCUAAACAAGUAUAAAAACAGUAUAUAGUUACUUAAGCAUUAGAUUAAUUUAGAUGGAUUUCUUCUUGGCUCUAGAAUAUGUAAGUUAGAUACAAAGAGUAUGAGCCGUGACUGACAGGGAGGUAAUACCAUGGGAGCAGAAGCUGUCUGUAAUCUUAGCAUUUUCACAACAGAUAGGUUUAGGGCCUGAUCCCAUGUUGUACUGAGCACCCAUUGGAGGUGCUGAGGGUCAGGCCCUUGAACAAACACAGCUGGUUUUUGUACUAGUCACCCCUCGCUCUCAUGGUAAGUUUUUUAGAAGCUGCUGAGGCGAAGGCCCGUUGCAAUGGCAUCAGUAUGUGGACGCCCACCCAUUGCCUGGCUUCUAGGCCUGGGCGGGAGUUAGCAGGACUCGGCUUCUCUCUGGCUACGUGAUGGCAGGAUGGCAGCCAUGGUGGCGAGGGCAAAGGGGCGAAAGGGUUGGGAGGGCCAUGGUAGGCAGCGCCCAGCCUUGCCAUGCACAGCAUUGUGCCAACAGCACCACAGCAGCCCUGCUGAUGCUUGCCACGCAUCCACUUGUCUCUUGGGGCACGUAGGGUCCUGUGGCUCUUUAUGUGCAAAACCGAGGCGUUAAUCUCGUGUCCCGCGCAAUGUCUUCAUUACAAACACUACCUCAAGGUGAAAGAUGAGCCUAUUGACUAAACUGAACAAGGUCUGUUGUUUGGAAAGCAGUUAAGAUACAUGUAGCACUGAAAGUUGUUCAGAAAGGAUUUUGAGUCUGAACAGCAAGGACCGUGAUAAUAAUCAAAUUUAUUCUUCAAGCACUCAGGAGCUGAGGGACACUUGUGCUUCAGAAGGGGAUAUAUAAAAAUGCGAAGAUUUACUCAAAGAAGAGUGGCAUUCUGCAUGCACAUUGUCAUAUAAAAUGCACAAGGAUUUUUCCAGUAAUUUGAACUUCUGGUUUUGGUUUUGGAAGCAUCAGGUAUGAAAGCGCUGAUCUCCUCUGUCUUCCAUGGGGUGGCAGUUUCGUACCCCUGCUCACCAGCUGGAGCAACAGCCACCAACAAGAGUGAGGGGGAAUAAAAACACCUUGAGCUGCUGUUUCAUAAUAUUUUGAUUGCGUGCUCCUGCUAAGUUUCAGUCUGCUGCAGACGGCUGUGGUGUAAAUUACUACCCCCCAUACUUUUCAGUGGGAUUUUGUAUACAUACUAGGUAUAAGACUUUUGUAAGGCAAAAAAAAAAAAGAAUUCAAGUAGUUUUUAGAUGAACAUAUCUAGCGUGUGAAAAGCCUGUUGAAGAAUAGAUUAUGUUAAACAUUUACCAGCAACUCAGUAAAAAUAGUCCUUAUACACAGACACUCAAUAUAAUUUAACGUUCUAAAAAUAAUUUCAGAAUUUACCCAGUAUGUAUUAUAUCUUUGAAUUUUAAGAAGGAGCCACUCCUUUAUGUAAACAUACACCUAUGUUUCUUUUAACUCUACAGCCUUUUUCCCUCCAAAUAAAUUUAUUAAAUUCUGUGCACAAAAUAGUACUGCAGCCUGCUAUUUAGCCUAUGGUGCCUUAAAGUUACUACAAAUAUUUAACAAAAUGUACAUAAUGUAAAUACUGCCAGAAGAUCACCAAGGCCAAAUAUUUUCUCUCUUCACUUUUUACUGCACUUGCUUUCUAUUGCUAUUUAAGCCUCUUUUAUCCAGCUUUGUAACAGUUAUAACAUUGUAGCCAAUGUAAAUGUUUACUUUCAAUAAAUCAGAAU